CAAAAAUGGAGAUGAUGCCCCAUCAGAAGCCAAGAAUAUAGUUGAAAAGGUAUACUUUAUAAGUGAUCUAAAGACGGGCCAAAGGGAAGAAUCUAUCUGAAGUCUAUGAGUUCUUUUAUCAUCAGAUUAAGGUUAAGAAUCUCCUUUCCAAGUUCUGUAAGGCUAAGAAUCUUUCUUAUCGCAUACAUAGAGAACAAGGUUUGCAUCAUCGUUCAAAGAUUUCAUCUUUUUGGCAUUGAGGUUACCCCUUUUGUGUUAAGAACAAUUGGGACACACCAUCAUCUUUCUACAAAAGGAAUGCACUUUCCCUGACCAUCUUCUCAUCAGGCAAAUGGGGUUCUCUUUUCUUAUUCACAGUCUCCUCAUCUCCUCUCUAUUAUUCUCCAACAAUUUUUUUAGUGUUCAUUCAUUUACAGGAACCUAUGGAGUAAACUAUGGCAGGAUUGCUGAUAAUUUACCUUCUCCCGAAGGCGUGGUGACACUACUUAAAGCUGCAAAGAUAAAGAACACCAGAAUCUACGACGCUAAUCAUGAAGUCCUUACAGCCUUAAAAGGUUCUGGUAUCGAAAUAAUCGUUGGACUUGGCAAUGAGUAUUUGAAGGAGAUUAGCAUAGGCGAGGAUCGCGCCAUGAAUUGGAUAAAAGAAAAUGUUCAGCCAUACCUCCCUGGAACUAAAAUCGUUGGAAUUGCUGUUGGGAAUGAAAUUUUGGGGGCUACUGAUGUGGAAUUAUGGGAAGCUCUGCUACCUGCAGCUAAGAAUGUUUACAGUGCCUUAUCUAGGCUGAAUUUGGAGAAGACCGUUGAGGUCUCGAGCCCAAAUUCAGAAGCUGUGUUUGCCAAUUCAUUUCCACCAUCUUCUUGCGUAUUCAGGGAAGAUGUUCUUGUCUACAUGAAGCCACUUCUACAGUUCUUCUCACAAAUUGGUUCUCCAUUUUACAUAAAUGCAUAUCCAUUUCUAGCCUACAAGAAUGAUCCUGAACAUAUUGACAUACGCUACGCUCUCUUCGAAAAAAAUCCAGGGAUUUACGAUGCAAAGACUAAUCUACAUUACAGUAACAUGUUUGAAGCUCAAGUUGAUGCAGCAUAUGCCGCAUUAGAGAAGGCUGGUUUUGGCAAGAUGGAUGUCAUUGUUUCUGAAACAGGUUGGGCUUCUCGCGGGGAUGAAAAUGAAGCUGGCGCCACGGUUAAAAAUGCGAGGACUUAUAAUCAUAAUCUGCGGAAACUGCUAGCCAAAAAGAAAGGAAGUCCUUACAGGCCUAAGAGAGUACUGAAGGCUUAUGUGUUUGCAUUGUUCAAUGAGAAUUUGAAGCCAGGGCCUACCUCUGAGAGAAACUUUGGAUUGUUUAAACCAGAUGGAAGCAUUUCAUAUGAUAUUGGCUUCACUGGACUCAAGGACUCUUCGGCAACCUCAUCGCGGCUUCUGUCUUUCAAGGGUGUUGGAGCUCAUCAUGGUUGGUUCAUAUCCUCGUACAUGCUGGUUUUAACAGCCUCUGCUGCAUCACUGCUCCUGAUUCUAACCUCAUGACUGGUUUAAAGGCUAAAAGGUUCGCUAAUUCGCAGGUUGACCAAGCGUGAUUAUUUACUGUAACACAUUCAUGUAUAUUCAGUUCCUUUGAUUCUUGAAUUAACAGUUGAUUGUGAUGAAGUUGCUGAUUGUUUUUUUCAAUUAUAUUCAGCAAUGUACUAUAAUAGUCUUGUAAAUUUCAAAAACAAAAUGAAGAAAAAGCAUU
Messenger RNA from Tripterygium wilfordii, 1730 nucleotides. Its product is annotated as glucan endo-1,3-beta-glucosidase 14-like. Gene Ontology annotation, cellular component: plasma membrane. The transcript is spliced from 3 exons. Gene Ontology annotation, biological process: carbohydrate metabolic process. Lineage: Eukaryota; Viridiplantae; Streptophyta; Magnoliopsida; Celastrales; Celastraceae. The coding region runs from base 332 to 1525 and encodes 397 amino acids. The record is from RefSeq and is a predicted model, not a curated record. Gene Ontology annotation, molecular function: hydrolase activity, hydrolyzing O-glycosyl compounds.